This is a messenger RNA of Thecamonas trahens ATCC 50062, 1940 nucleotides long. RefSeq lists its product as uncharacterized. Lineage: Eukaryota; Apusomonadida; Apusomonadidae. The record is from RefSeq and is a predicted model, not a curated record. The transcript has a single exon. The coding region runs from base 586 to 1908 and encodes 440 amino acids.
UCACUUGACUCUGGCUGUGACAAGGGAAAAGGAGGAAGGGAGGAAGACAAGAAAGAUGUCUGGAUGUGGAUCGUCGUCACCGGCACCGCCACCUAGUGUGCUUCCUACGGCCCAGGCAAGCCAUGUUCGCCUUGUGUACGGCAAGAAGAACACCACGGCCGAGGUGCCCAACUUGACCUUGGACGCACUUCAUGCCAUUGCUCUGGGCAACUUUCACAACGUAGAUCCCGAGUCGAUGGUUUUUUCGCUGCAACUGGCUCUGGCGAGAUCAGCGCUCUCGAGUCACAGGUUGAUCUCGACUACCUCAACUAUGUUGUUGGUCGCGGAGCCGAGCUCGAGAUCCUCGUCUUGUCGCUGACAUCCGCUCGCGCUGCCUCGGCUUCUCCGCUCCUCCCGCCGGGCCAUUUGUACAAGGUCUCGGCGGUGACCGCCCAGCUUGAGGAUGAGCUUGCGGCAGCAGUGGCCGAGCGCGAUGCGCUUGCUUGCGACCGCGAGACGGCGGCCAACGAGCGCGAUGUGGCCAUUGUGCGGGUGUCGGAGCUCGAGGCGGCGCUGCACGCGGCCGAGGAUGCCGCGCGUGACGAGAUGGCUUCGCUGCGCGAGGUCAUCGACAUGCAGCGAGCCGAGGUGGCCGAGCUCCGGCGGGUGGUGGCGCAGCAUCAGUCGGAGGCAGCCUCACUGCGAAACAUCAUUGCCAACGUGGCGCAGGUGCAGACCGAGCGCGAGGAGACGGUGGCGCGGCUGGAGGCCGAGCUUGCCGAGGCGCGGGCGGCGGCGGCGACCGAGCCGGCGCUUCCGAGCCCGACAACGAUGGCGGCGCAGGCGGAGCAGCUCGAGGCGCGGCGGGCGGCGCUGGAGAAAGAGAAGGUGGCACUCGACCGUAAGCGGGCGGCGGUGAACCAGCUGCAGACUUCGCUGGCGAGCGAGUGCAAGCGGGUUGCUGACCUGGAGCGGGUGAUGCUCGCGCGCGACGCGGAGCUCACGACGCGCGAGGAGGCGCUUGAGGAGCGUGAGGCGGCGGCAGCAGCGCUCGAGGCCGAGCUGCAGGCGCAGGAGAACGACCUCGCGCUGCGGGCCAAGGAGUGCGAGACGGCGCGCGCUGCGUUUGAGCACCAGCGGGCUGCCGAGUACAAGGCACUCAACGAGGCCAAGCUGCGGAUCACCGAGGAGGCGUCGCGACAGUCGGCCAAGACCGAGGCUGCGUGCAAGGAGGCGCUGGCGCGGACCAAAGCCGAGAUCAGCGAGCGCCGGCGGCAGUUUGACCAGUACGCCCGUGAAGUGAGUGCUUCGGCGGCGGCCAGCUCGGAGUCGUCGGACAUGGCCCGUGCCCAGAUUGAGAGCCUCGAGGUGGCGUGCGCCGCACAGCGUGCGGCGACGAAUCAGCUGCGAGAGGAGAACGCUGCGCUCCGCGCGCAGCUCGACGAGUGCCGUGCGCGGCUGGCAGUCGACGCCGACGCAGAUGCCGACGACUCCGAGUCGGAGCUCUCGAUCUCAGUGGCAUCGUCGAUCGGUGUGGCGUCGUCGACGGCGUCAACUCACAAUGCCGAUGUCUCGGACGUUGAGGAGGUGACGGUUGCCGACACGCUUGCUGUCGACGCAUCAAUUGCCGAGUCGAUCGCCGACAUUGCAUCGUCGUUUGAGAUGGUCAAGGCGUCAGACCUGCCCGAGACCGGCCCGGCGCAGAAGCCAACCGGCUGGCUUUCAUCCUUCUUCUACUACGACGCUGCCGAGCCGGAGACCGGCGACGUGUCCUCGCCUGCUGCCGCCGCCGCCGCCGAGGCUGUGGCGGUCCUCGCGGCGUCGACAACGUCGACCACGAGCGCAGCCUCUAGCGAUGGAGCCGUCGAUGGCUCCCCUGCCGAGUCGUUUGUGGAGGUUGAUGCGGACGUGGAUGCUUCGCUCCAGUGAUCGCCCGGACAGCCGGCGGAAGCGUCGUCGUU